Molecule: messenger RNA, 651 nt
Organism: Pogonomyrmex barbatus (red harvester ant)
Lineage: Eukaryota; Metazoa; Arthropoda; Insecta; Hymenoptera; Formicidae
Product: HIG1 domain family member 1A, mitochondrial-like
Biological process (GO): mitochondrial respirasome assembly
Cellular component (GO): mitochondrion
Source: RefSeq, a predicted model, not a curated record
CAAUGUAUGUAUGUAUAAUCUGAUGCGCAAGCAUAUAUUUGUUCACCAUCUGUGUAACAUUAUCAUUUGUCACUACCUCAUACAGGAUACAGGUGAUGUGUGUGUGUUUUAUGCUUGGAACCAAAAGUUAUUACCGAUAGAAAAAGUACAAAGAUAGAGAUUAGCAGAUUCUACCAAAUAGUUACAAUUAUUUUGUUCAUAAAUGGCCACCCCUAGUGAUGACACAAUAGUAGAUCAAACAUUGUCUGAGAGAUUACUGGAAAAAGGUCGAAAGUCACCAUUUCUUAUUGCAAGUUUGAUAAGUUUAGCAGGCAUCUGUGGUUAUGGAGCCUAUGCUUUCAAGAAGAGAAAGAUAUCUACACAAUUAUAUUUGAUACAACUUCGAGUUGCCGCACAAGGAACAGCAAUAGCUUGCUUAACAAUAGGAAUGGGAUAUCAUAUGAUAAGAAAGCACAUCUUACAUGAUGAGACAGAACCAUAAUGCGGGUUAUAGUUUAAUUGCUUAUAAAAAUAUCUUAUUAUGUAUGUAGAAAAAAUUAUGUAAUAACAAUUUAUGUAAACAUGUAAUAUAAAUGGUUUAUUCAGAGGAAUUCAUCAAAUCCAUUUCUAAUGAUGUUAUUAAAUUUAUUUAAAAUAUAUUCUUAGAGCUAA